This is a messenger RNA of Bicyclus anynana (squinting bush brown), 633 nucleotides long. RefSeq names its product putative peptidyl-tRNA hydrolase PTRHD1. Gene Ontology annotation, molecular function: peptidyl-tRNA hydrolase activity. The transcript has 2 exons. Lineage: Eukaryota; Metazoa; Arthropoda; Insecta; Lepidoptera; Nymphalidae. The record is from RefSeq and is a predicted model, not a curated record. The coding region runs from base 188 to 562 and encodes 124 amino acids.
AUUUUAUUAUUAUGACGUUUGUGCUUUGUGCUGCUAUUUAAUAUUUAUAUCAUAAAUCUUAGGAAUAUUGUUUAUAAUAUUGUUAAAAUGAUGGUUUACGAAUAAGUCCAAACUUCAAUGAAAGUUAUAGAAAUAAUUAUAUAAAUUGUUAAGUGUCUUGUUCAUCUUGUUCAAUCAAAAAGUGAUCAUGAGCAACUCAAUCGUACAAUAUGUUCUUCUGCGAAGCGAUUUACUAAAAGAAUUAGGCUGGUCUAUAGGUGCUUUAGUAGCUCAGGCUUGUCAUGCUUCUACUGCGGCAUUACACUUGUAUAAAGAAGAUAACAACACGAUACAGUAUCUCAAUGAUUUAGAUAAUAUGCAUAAGGUUGUUUUAGAGGUGCCAAAUGAAGAAUCAUUGAAGAAAGUAGCUGAAAAAUUAAAAGAAAAUUCUAUUGACCAUAAAUUAUGGAUUGAACAGCCAGAAAAUAUUCCAACAUGUUUGGCACUAAAACCUUACCCUAAAGAUGAAGUCAAAAAGUUUGUUGGUAAAUUUAAAUUGUAUAAAGAAACUUUAAAUGCUUAGAGAAAACUGUAAAAUAAUAAUAAUACCUGUAAAACAUUUAUUUUAUGAAAUACAACUUAAUAUGAGCCUUA